AUGACUCCAUCUACCGUGUUCCCACCACGGCCCUCGCAACGACUUGAUGGCAAAGUCGCCAUCGUCACCGGCGCAGGCAGUAUCGGCGACGGCCUCGGCAAUGGGCGCGCAACAUCCCUCCUUCUCGCCGAAGCUGGCGCCACAGUGCUCUGCGCGGACUUGGGCCUAACCGAGGCACAGCGCACGGCGGAAAUGAUUGUGCAAGAAGGGGGCAAAGCAGACUUCAUAUGUGCGGAUGUGAGCUCAGAGAACGACUGCGAGGCUGUAGUCACGGCAGCAAAAAGAAAUUUUGGGCGAUUAGAUAUUCUGAUCAACAAUGUUGGGAUCAUGGGUGCAGAGGGGACGGCCGUGGACGCGGAUGUUGACGAGUGGUAUCGGGGAAUGACUAUCAAUGUGACGAGCAUGGUGCUCAUGGCGAAGUACGCGAUUCCGCUCAUGUUGAAGAACGAGCCUGGCGAUGGGGGCAUCCGAGGGAGCAUUGUCAACAUGGCGUCGAUUGCGGGUUUGCAGGGGGGCACGCCGCAUUUGUUGUAUCCGACGAGCAAGGGAGCGGUUGUGAACAUGACGAGGGCGAUGGCGUAUAACCACGGGCAUGAAGGUAUACGGGUCAAUUGCGUGUGUCCAGGAUUCCUCUAUACGCCCAUGGUUGCGGGCGACGGUAUGUCAGACGAGAUACGUGACCAGCGUCGCAGGCAAGGCUUGUUGAAAACAGAGGGAAAUGCCUGGGACUGUGCCGCUGCGGUGAGGUUCCUGGCGAGCGAUGAGGCGAGAUGGAUUACGGGGACGGCGAUGACGGUGGAUGCCGGAGUGACUUGUUCGUACGCUAUGCCAUGA
Molecule: messenger RNA, 834 nt
Organism: Trichoderma gamsii
Lineage: Eukaryota; Fungi; Ascomycota; Sordariomycetes; Hypocreales; Hypocreaceae
Exons: 2
Coding region: 1-834 (277 amino acids)
Molecular function (GO): oxidoreductase activity, acting on the CH-OH group of donors, NAD or NADP as acceptor
Source: RefSeq, a predicted model, not a curated record